AUGUCGAGCAACUACCACUUCCGCAUCGCAACAACAGACGACGCUCCUCGUCUCCAAGAGCUCAUCGAGGCAGCAUUCCGCUUCACAGACGCCAGUAUAGAAUGGAUCGGCUCACCUGAACUCGCGGAGACAUUCACAAUGGACAUAUCCGUCAUCAACGAGAGAAUUGGCUCUCCAGAUAACGUCUUUCUCAUCGCCAGCGACGAACCCAACGGUACAGCGACAGCUUGUGUCAACGUCUACAAGAAAGAGCCCGGAUACGGCCGUAUAGCCCUUUUGGCAGUGGAUCCAACGAUUCAGCGCGGCGGAUUGGGAAGGGUGGUUAUGGACAAGGCGGAGGAGUAUCUUGUGAAGGAGUUUGGGGCGAAGAAGAUGGGUUUGAAUGCGUUGGAGACGAGGAAGGGUCUUAUCGAGUGGUAUGAGAGAAAGGGAUAUGCCAGGACAGGUGAUAUUACCAAGAUUCCGGUUGAGAGGUAUGAGGGCAAGGAGAUUGCGCUUGUUGAGUUUGAGAAGAGUGUUUGA
Molecule: messenger RNA, 522 nt
Organism: Fusarium coffeatum
Lineage: Eukaryota; Fungi; Ascomycota; Sordariomycetes; Hypocreales; Nectriaceae
Exons: 1
Coding region: 1-522 (173 amino acids)
Molecular function (GO): acyltransferase activity, transferring groups other than amino-acyl groups
Source: RefSeq, a predicted model, not a curated record